Molecule: messenger RNA, 1832 nt
Organism: Amborella trichopoda
Lineage: Eukaryota; Viridiplantae; Streptophyta; Magnoliopsida; Amborellales; Amborellaceae
Source: RefSeq, a predicted model, not a curated record
GUGCCAACGGUCGAGUAUCAUCUAAAAGACUGAAAAAUGGGAAGCAAUAGACAAAUUUUAAGAUAAGAGCAACCGAGCGAAGUAGCAGACCGAAGCAGCAGUAGCAGCCAUGGCUGCCUUCAAACACCCCCUGAACCUAACCCUAACUCUCACCCAAAUCUUAAAUCUGACCCCUUCCUGCACCUUAUCCAAGAUACUAAACCCUAAAUCCCCUCCAAAACCCUACUUUUUGAAGACCCAAUGUGCCCUAAAAUCUAUCCAUUCCGCCUCAAAAGCCCAAAACUGUAAAAAUGUUAUCCAAGUACUGGAAGACAGAGGCCUCGUAGACUCCAUUACCAGUCAAGACCUCAAAUCAGCCUCUUCAAACCCUAAUUCUUCCCCUCUUAAAGUCUAUUGUGGGUUCGACCCAACGGCCGAGAGCCUUCACCUUGGCAAUCUCCUCGGUCUCAUUGUUCUCUCAUGGUUUAGAAGAUGUGGGCAUAAGACAGUUGCUCUUAUUGGUGGUGCCACUGGUCGAGUUGGUGACCCAUCAGGCAAGAGUCUAGAAAGGCCCGAACUUGAUGAGAAAACCCUAGAAAAGAACAUAUUGGGUAUCAGGGAAUCCAUUUCAACGGUUCUAGGUAGGAGCGAGGAGAUUUUUGGUGGGAAAGAGAAAAUUGGGGAUGUGAUAAUUAUGAAUAAUUAUGAUUGGUGGAAGGAAAUGAAGGUUUUGGAGUUCUUAAGGGAGGUGGGGAGAUACGCAAGAGUCGGGACCAUGCUCGCAAAAGAGAGUGUAAAGGCUCGGCUCUCGUCGGAAGAAGGAAUGAGCUUUACAGAGCUCACAUAUCAGCUUUUGCAAGGUUAUGAUUUUCUCUAUCUUUUUAAGAAUGAGGAGGUUUCGGUACAAAUUGGGGGCAGUGAUCAAUGGGGGAACAUAACGGCUGGUACUGAAUUGAUUAGGAAAAUUCUUCGCGCUGAAGGGGCAUAUGGGUUAACUUUUCCUCUGCUUUUGAAGAGUGAUGGUACAAAAUUUGGAAAAUCGGAAGGUGGGGCGAUAUGGCUCUCGAGCUCCAUGUUGUCCCCAUAUCAAUUUUACCAGUAUUUCUUCUCUGUCCCUGAUGCUGAUGUGAUUAACUUCUUGAAAAUUCUCACCUUUUUGAGUUUGGAAGAAAUUGCGGAGUUGGAGAAAGGGAUGAGUGGACCGGGCUAUGAGCCCAAUUCAGUUCAACGAAGGUUAGCAGAAGAGGUCACAAGGUUUGUUCAUGGGAAGGAUGGGUUAUUAGAGGCAGUGAAGGCUACAGAGGCCUUGAAACCUGGUUCAGAGGCAAAGUUAGAUUCUAAAAUUAUUGAAGAAAUUGGGGCUGAUGUUCCAUCCUGUUGUUUGGAUUAUCACGAGGUUCUGAACCGAUCUUUGGUGGACCUCUCAGUUGCUUCAGGUUUGUUAGAGAGCAAAUCAGCGGCCCGUCGCCUAAUGAAGCAAGGUGGGCUUUACUUGAAUAACAAGAGGGUGAAUGGUGAAGACAUAUUGGUAGAGGAGGAGGACAUAGUGGACGGGAAGGUGCUUUUGUUAUCGGCUGGAAAAAAAAAUAAGAUGGUGAUCAAGAUAAUUGAUAAUUGAUAUUAUUUAGUUGUCCAAGGAAAAUAGUUGGCUUUUGCAUGGUCUCAUGCAAACAAUUAUGCAAUUCUUUGAUGAGUUGAUGUUUCUUUGAGAAUUUUGUUCUUUCUUUUGAGUGGUGAAGGAGGUAUGCAAAUUUGUAACUUAGGGUGCAGGACUCAGGACCCUAAACAAUUAGAUACUAAGAAGCUACAACCCAGUAACAAUGGGCUUCUGGAAAAGAAUUUCUCAUUUAUUA